UCUCCACUCCACCAAAUCAACACCCUAUCAUCUCUUUUGCUUUUCAUCACAUUACUACUACAUGCUAAUACUAUUACUUGCCAUUUUCAAUAUCCAAACACAAUAAAGCAUACUGUUAUAUUUAAUUUAAGUUUUACUGUCACGUUUGAAUAUCAAACAUACUAGUAUAGUAUAGUGAUAGUUACAACACUGUUAUGUAUUUAUUAGUAUUUUUUAUAUACUGAUAAAGAUCACUAGAUCAGAAACAAAAGCAGCCAAAAAGCAAAAGACUAUACUACAAAGAAAGACCAUGUUAUGCUAUGAAAAUGAAAAGAAAAAGCUGUGUGUGUAUUUGUGAAUAAUUGGUUGCUGUAUGUUUGAGCCUUUGAGGGUGUUUUGGGUGUUUACUUCAAAAUAUUCCUGAACAAUCUGCAACCACCCGUACAAAUUAUUUGAUAGUAUAAUCAUUCAUAUCUGUAGGCUACAGUUUGUGUUGCUGUUACUGAGACAUUAGACAUCACAUGCAGACACACCUCAGGCACAAGAAGAAGGAGCUUCAUUUUCUCUAGUUUUCUCUCCUAACGGAUAGAAAGGGAGAAAAAAACAUGGUUUCUGAAAACUCUAUCUCUUCUUCUAAGCACUCUUCUACUUCUACUACUCCUAAGUUUUGCAACUCUUACACUACUAGGAUUUUUGCUGAUGUUGCUGGUGACAUUACAAUUGUUGUUGAUGGGGAGUCAUUUCUGCUGCAUAAGUUUCCUCUGGUUACUCUAAGUGGGAAGAUCCGGAAGAUGGUUGCUGAAGCCAACAAAGGUUCCAAUGUUUCAAAUUUGGAGCUCCUAAACUUUCCUGGUGAACACCAGACAUUUGAACUUGCCAUGAAGUUCUGUUACGGGAUGAAUUUCGAGAUUACGACGUUUAAUGUUGCCAGGUUGCGUUGUGCAGCCGAGUAUCUUGAAAUGACAGAAGAAUACCGGGAGCAAAACCUCAUUUCACGAACAGACAUUUAUCUGAAUGAGUUUGUGUUUCAAAGUCUUCAGAAGUCAGUGGAAGUUCUAUCUACCUGUGAGAUGUUACCGCUGAAUAUCGUAGAGGAGAUAGAAAUCACAAAAGGAUGUGUUGAAGCUAUUGCAAUGAAUGCUUGUAAAGAGCAACUAGUUUCUGGUUUAUCUAAGUUAGACUGUGAUGGUGAGUCUAAGGAACUAAAGGAGGACUUUGUGGCAUGGUGGAUUGAAGAUCUCUCGAUUCUGCGUAUCGAUUUUUACGAGAGAGUUGUAUGUGCCAUGAGAAGAAUGGGAGUUAGAUCACACAGCAUUAUAGCUUCACUGAUGCAUUAUGCUCAAUCAUCAUUGAAGGGUAUUGGGAAAUGUCAAUACUGGAAUCCUUCAAGAAUAAAUUUGAGUCCAACCACUAUAGAAAAGGACCAGAGGACGAUCGUCGAAUCUAUUGUUAGUCUCAUGCCAACAGACAAAAGCUCUUCCAUGAUUCCCUUGUCUUUCUUGUUUGGCAUGUUGAAGAUGUCCAUUAUGUUAGGUGCCCCCAUUCCCUGUAGGCUUGAGCUUGAAAGAAGGAUAUCGUUAAGGUUGGAGAUGGUUUCGCUCGAUGAUCUUCUUAUACCGUCUCUGCAGAGUGGAGACUCCUUGUUUGAUGUAGAUACAGUUCACAGGCUACUGGUGAAUUUCUUGCAGCGGAUUGAAGAGGAAGAAACAGAAGACUACGAAUAUGAAUCAGACGGGGUUGGUUCUAAUGGCCAUGGUUCUCUGCUAAAAGUCGGUCAGCUUAUUGAUGCUUUUUUAGCAGAAAUUUCUCCUGAUCCUUGCUUAAGUCUACAGAAAUUCAUUGCUUUGAUUGAGAUACUUCCUGAUUAUGCUCGUGUCAUCGACGAUGGCCUUUAUAGAGCCGUGGACAUUUAUUUGAAGGCCCAUACUGCAUUAACAGAACAAGAAUGCAAGAAACUUUGCAAGUUUAUAGACUGUCAGAAGCUAUCUCAAGAAGCAUGCAACCAUGCUGCUCAGAAUGAUAGACUUCCACUGCAAAUGGUGGUACAAGUCUUGUAUUUUGAGCAGCUGCGCUUGAAAAAUGCCUUGUCGGGAAGUUCAGGAGAAGGGCUACUAUCACAGAGAAUAAGUAGCGGUGUUCCAAGUGCAGCCAUGUCCCCAAGGGACAACUAUGCAUCUUUGCGGCGAGAGAAUCGAGAACUGAAGCUAGAGAUUUCAAGAUUGAGGGUUAGGCUGAGUGAGUUGGAGAAGGAGCAAAUGUUCAUGAAACAAGGCAUGAUUGAUAAGGCAGGAAAUGGAAGAACUUUCUUUACCUCACUUUCUAAAGGGAUAGGAAGAAUUGCAAAUUUUAGUGGUCAAGGUGGAGGAAAGCAUCAGAAAUCGAGUAGGAAGUCUCGGGAGGGAAAAAAUGGUAGGAGUAGGAGAUACUCUGUCUCAUAGACAUUGUUCUCCUUAGUUAAAAGCUUUUACAUCAUCCUCUAUAUGACAAUUGUAGGUGCUAAGCUGUCCUACCCAGUGACACUGCUUGUUGCAGGGACAUAAUACCUCCAGUCAUUUCUCUUGGCAUCCUCAAAAUGAUACAAUGUAGUAGUACUUGUCAAUCUUUCUUCUUAGAUUGUGAUUGGAAAGGAAAAAACAUAACAUGCAACAAAAUGCACAUAAAUGGUUCAUCGUGUUUUAAGUUUCCAUAACUUCUCAUGCAGUAUAUAAUCGUUGCAAAAGCCAAAUGAUGAGAUCAAUAAUCAUCUGUCCAUUCUGCCAAGUAUUUCAUAGGCACGUUACUGGUAUGCAACGUGCUUCGCAAAUCUGCAACUGUCAUAUUGUUGGUAAUGUUGGGGUGUGUUUUAUCUAAUGAAAAUAAAAUGUAUGGACAUAU
This is a messenger RNA of Vicia villosa (hairy vetch), 2853 nucleotides long. RefSeq names its product BTB/POZ domain-containing protein At3g08570. Gene Ontology annotation, molecular function: protein binding. The transcript has 4 exons. Lineage: Eukaryota; Viridiplantae; Streptophyta; Magnoliopsida; Fabales; Fabaceae. The record is from RefSeq and is a predicted model, not a curated record. The coding region runs from base 585 to 2417 and encodes 610 amino acids.